Odocoileus virginianus texanus is the source of this 1370-nucleotide messenger RNA. It is a transcript of the gene IMP4, whose product is annotated as IMP U3 small nucleolar ribonucleoprotein 4. Gene Ontology annotation, molecular function: rRNA primary transcript binding; snoRNA binding. Gene Ontology annotation, cellular component: nucleolus; Mpp10 complex; small-subunit processome. The record is from RefSeq and is a predicted model, not a curated record. Gene Ontology annotation, biological process: rRNA processing. NCBI's taxonomy places the organism in Eukaryota, Metazoa, Chordata, Mammalia, Artiodactyla, Cervidae.
AAGCGAGGACGGCGGAAGCGAGGACUGCGUUGCGCAAGCGGUAUCCAAAAAUUCUCCUGGACCCACGUGGAAGUUGCGCUCAGGAUGCUGCGCCGCGAGGCCCGCCUUCGCCGCGAGUACCUGUACCGCAAGGCGCGAGAGGAGGCUGAGCGAACGGCCCAGGAGAGGAAGGACAAGGUUCGGCGCGCGCUUGAGGAGAACCGCCUGAUUCCCACCGAGUUACGCAAGGAAGCUCUGGCCUUACAGGGGGCCCUGGAAUUUGACGAUGCCGGCGGUGAAGGUGUGACCAGCCACGUAGAUGAUGAGUAUCGAUGGGCAGGGGUUGAGGAUCCCAAGAUCAUGAUUACAACCUCCCGAGAUCCCAGUUCCCGCCUUAAGAUGUUUGCAAAGGAGCUGAAGUUGGUGUUCCCUGGUGCCCAGCGCAUGAACCGUGGCCGGCAUGAGGUAGGAGCUCUGGUGCGAGCCUGCAAAGCCAAUGGGGUCACUGACCUGCUGGUUGUCCAUGAGCAUCGAGGCACACCCGUGGGGCUCAUUGUCAGCCACCUGCCCUUUGGCCCAACUGCGUACUUCACACUGUGCAACGUAGUCAUGAGGCAUGACAUCCCUGACCUGGGCACUGCAUCAGAGGCCAAGCCUCAUCUCAUCAUGCAUGGAUUCUCCUCCCGCCUGGGUAAGCGGGUCUCUGACAUACUCCGCUACCUGUUCCCUGUGCCCAAAGAUGACAGCCACCGGGUCAUCACCUUCGCCAACCAGGACGACUACAUCUCCUUCCGGCACCACGUAUACAAGAAGACCAACCACCGCAAUGUGGAGCUGACUGAGGUUGGGCCACGCUUUGAGCUGAAGUUGUACAUGAUCCGACUGGGCACGCUGGAACAGGAGGCCACUGCAGAUGUAGAGUGGCGCUGGCACCCCUACACCAACACCGCACACAAGAGAGUCUUCCUGAGUGCUGCGUGAGCCCACUCACCAGUCAGGAUGUGGCCCUGGACCCGGGAGGUGGGGAGAGGUCAGAUGAAAUCUGAUUGCCACAGCACGCUGUUUACCUCCUAAGUGGUCAGGGCAGGUCUGUCUGUUGAGUGUGAAAGGUGUGGGGUCUCCUCAGGUGCGGACCUCACAGCUCCGGGACGUCCUCAGGCCCGGUAGUGACGUGUGUAGGACAAGGCAGACCUGAUGAGGUGACAAGCUCCUGGGCUGUUGGGAGGGUUAGGUGCUACCCUGGGAGAUCUGGUGCUGCUGUUAGUGACCCUGUACAUUCUUCAUUUGGGAAUGGGAAUAAAAAUGUGAGUGCAAAAUUUCACAGUGGAGAUUGGCCCUGGGGACCAACUUUCAGCCAGGGCAGGCAGAAAAUAAACAAGAUGCAAACCAUU